AUGGCUUUUUUGAGUCAGCACUUGCGCGAGCUGCAGGGACCUUUGCUCCCAGCCAAGGACUUGGUGGAGGAGGACGAUGACUGGCUGAAGGAGGACGUGGCGGGGGAUGAAGACGUGGAGUUUGUCGAUGCCGAGGAGCUGUGCAGUGGGGGCGUAAAGGCGGGCACCCUCCCUGGGCGCCAACGCGUUGUAAUUUCUGAUGAAAACACUCAAGAGCAAUGUGACGUGUUUGGACGUUUUCCAGUAACGGGUCCUUGGUGGCGAGUGAAGGUGCAAGUGAAACCUGUGGGAUCAAGGAGCUAUCAAGUUCAAGGAUUUCCAUCUUACUUUUUACAGUCUGAUAUGUCACCGCCAAAUCAAACACACAUCUGUUCCCUGUUUCUUAAAGACUGUAAUUUCCCCAGUGAUUAUAUAAAUAAAUUUUUGGCAUGGGUAAGUGCUGUAUCAAGCUUUAAAAACCUCAACUUUGAAAAUCUUAGGGAAACAUUAAGAACUUUCCAAAAGGAAACUGGAAGGAAUGGUCAAAAACAGUCUACACAGAAUGAACAGGAAGAGUCUCUACCAGAAAACAAGAUGUGCCUCCCUGUGGAAAACACAACUCCAUUUAAAAGUGUAAUGACAGCUUUGCAGUUCCCAAAAGUAAUGGAAUUCCUUCCAGUUCUUCUGCCUCGACACUUUAAAUGGCUCUUAAGCUCAGGUUCUAAGGAGGUGUUGGGAGACCUAGAAGAGAUGUUAGGUACACAUCCAUGGAAACUUGGAUUUAGUAAAAUAACCUACACAGAACUGAAGUUUUUGCAGUGUGAGGCGAGUUGGGCAUCAUUUUGUCAGUGCAAGUCUCUUCUCCAGUUGAUGAGUGAUUUGGAGAAGAAUGCAUUAAUAAUAUAUUCGGAACUGAGGCACAUAUGUCGAGACCAAGGGCACACGUGCAUUGAAGAAGCUGACUUAACUUCUAAGUUGUCAGACCAUAUGUCCUUCCAAGAUGCUUGGCAGUCUCUGAAGUUUUUAAAGGACAUCGGUGUGGUGACAUACGAGAAGGGCUGUGUCUUUCUUUAUGACCUUUACCAGGCUGAGCGAGGCAUUGCCUCUUCAAUAUGUGACCUGAUGACGAGGCCUCCGUGGCAUUUACAUGUCGAUGUCAAGAGGGUGCUUGCGUUAAUUCACACCACAAAACCUGAGAAUUCAGAAAGUGACGAGACACUGAAUGAAAGUCAACCGGAUGAAACGGGUUUAGAAAAUCCUGUGGCUGUUCUGGACCGGCAGGACAGUGGUGACCAUGUUUGGAGUAACGGUGAAAGUGAAGUGAAUGUAGAAAUAAGUGAAGCUCACCUGGAUCAGGAUCAGGUGGCUGCUUUGGAAAUGGUUUGCUCCAACGCCGUGACGGUCAUCAGUGGGAAAGGCGGUUGUGGGAAGACCACCAUUGUUAGCCAUCUUUUUAAGCAUAUGGAGCAGUUGGAAGAAAGAGAGGUAAAAAAAGCUUGUGAGGAUUUUGAACAAGACCAGGAUGUCUCAGAAGAAUGGAUCACCUUUACCGAGCAAAGCCUCCCGAAGGCAGACAAGGCGAUAGAGGUGUUACUGACAGCACCAACGGGGAAAGCGGCUGGCUUAUUGCGAGAGAAAACUGGUUUUAACGCUUAUACGCUGUGUCAGGUCAAUUAUAGCUUUUAUUUAUGGGAGAAAAAAAGCCUAGCCAAUAACCGUCCAUGGAAAUUUUCUUCAGUUAGAGUUCUGGUUGUGGAUGAAGGGAGUUUGGUAUCUGUCAGAAUCUUCAAGUCGGUUUUAAAGUUAUUGUGUGAGCACUCCAGACUUUCUAAGCUUAUUAUCCUUGGUGAUAUUAGACAGUUGCCCAGCAUCGAACCUGGUAACUUGCUGAUAGAUCUUUUUGAGACUCUUAAGUCAAGAAAUUGUGCUAUUGAACUAAAGAAAAACCAUAGAGCAGAAUCUGAGCUAAUUGUCAACAAUGCCACAAGAAUCUCAAGACGCCAAUUUCCAAUAUUUGAUGCAGAGCUGAAUAUCUCUGAUGAGCUAACACUCCCUGCCUCAAUACAAGAUAAAACAUUUAUUUUUAUCAGACUCCCAAAAGAGGAUGCCAGCUCUCAGUUAUCGGAAAAUGAUCCUCACUCUUAUUUAUAUUCUGCAGUUAGAACCGUACUCAAAGAAAAUGACCUACAAGAUGCACAAACAUCCCAGUUUAUUGCCUUUAGAAGGCAAGACUGUGACGUCAUCAACGCCUGCUGUUGCAAGCACUACACGGGCCACCUAAUCAAAGACCAUCGGAAUAGACUUCAGUUCGGAGUUGGUGAUAAAAUUUGUUGUACCAGGAAUGCAUAUCUCUCAGAGUUACUCCCUGGACGUACCUCUCCCAGUCAGGAAAGUAAUGAACGAGAGGCCAGUGGUGAAGACUUUAAUGGUACUCCUCAUGGUUUUGCUAAAAAUAAGCAUGACUUUGAAAAUGAUAUUCGACUCUGCAAUGGAGAAAUAUUUUUUAUAACAAAGGAUGUCACUGAUGUAACUUUUGGAAAGAGAAGAUCUUUGACCAUUAAUAAUGCAGCUGGCUUGGAAAUAACGGUGGACUUUGAAAAACUAGUGAAAUAUUGUCACAUAAAACAUGCAUGGGCAAGAACUAUCCACACUUUUCAGGGGUCUGAGGAGAAGACGGUGGUGUACGUGGUUGGGAAGGCGGGCCGCCAACACUGGCAGCACGUCUACACCGCAGUGACCAGGGGCCGCUGCAGAGUGUAUGUCAUCGCUGAAGAGUCUCACCUCCGGAGCGCAAUUACGAGGAACAGUGUUCUCAGAAAAACUCGCUUAAAACAUUUUUUGCAAAACAAGCUCUCCACGAGCUGGGUGUCUCCAGCAGACCUUGCCUCCCUGUCCAGGAGCUCUGGAGAGAGCAGAGGACUGAGCACACAGCCCUCAGCAUCCUCAGUCUCUCCAGUCACAACCACCAGUGUGACCGCCGGUGUCCCUGGAAGCGGGGCCUGUGCGGCUGACGACAGGACGUUCACCUUUCCUGAAGGAUGGAAGUUGUCUUCAUCCGAUGAAGUGGAUCCAGAGGAAGAUCCAUCAGAACUUCGUGGGUCCAAAAGAGCCUGUGGCCUGAGUGGUGCUGAAAGUCCAAGCAAAAUCCGGAUGGUGGAAGAAGCCUCCCCACAAGUGUCUUCCAGACUUCAGAAUUUGAGACUAAAUCAUUUAACCCCCAGGCAACUUUUCACACCCACAAAUAAUCAAGAAACUUAAUUGUUUCCGAUUGCUCAAAGUAAUUACCUCUCUCUUUUUUCCUACUCAACACAAAAUGAACAUCAUAGCUUCAAACUCUCAAGAUAUAAAACAGGAUGUCUGUGACUGGAGUUUUAUUUUAAGGUGUUCAUGUUAGCAUAUAUUUUAAACUCAUUUGAUCGGAGAAAACUAUAAUGAUCUCAACAUCUGUCAUCAUGACUGGUAGCAUUGGACAUAAAUGCAGGCAAAAUCUGUUGUUUUUUGUUUUGUUUUUUUUAAACUCUGUACUUUAGAAAGUGUUUUAUUUUUACAAUAAUGCCUUUAUUGACUCCAUGAUCACUGUGGGUGCUCUUUGCCAAUGGUUUGAAGCCAUGGUCAAGAGAAACUGCAGUUACACCUCCUGUAUUAUUGACACACAUUUCAGGAUGUUGGGUCUUCUGCCAGUUGUUCAGCUUGCAACAUUGCUGCUCGCUCCAUCACUGUUGGCCGGACCCACUUCACCCGGAACUGUUUUCCUAGAAAUUAUCUUCUGAGCUGGGAGUACGUUUUUUUUUCUUAAUUGGAGAUAUAAUUGACAUAUAACACGAAGUUGAAGGUGUACUGCAUGUUGAUUUGAUACAUUUAUAUAGUCCCUGUGAUUACUAGGUGAGCUAAUUGCAUUAGCUAACACCUCCAUCAUGUCACAUAAUUGUCAUUGCUUUUAGGAAUACGUUGUUUUGAAGAUACUCCACUUGGGAAAAUUAUUUUCUCUCAGAGUGAUUUUUAUUUUAUUUUAUUUUUUAGAGUUUUAUUUCUUGUUAAAUGGUAAAAGAAAAAGGUAAGAAAAAAAUUUACCUGUUAUCCCAGUAUUUGAAAAAUAGCCCCACUGAGCUAUAACUUACAUACAAUUCACCCAUUUCAAGUGUACAACUCAGUGGCUUUUGGUAUAUUCACAGAGUUGUGCUAGUACCACCACAGUGGGUUUUGAACAUUUUUAUCACCACCGCCUCCAAGAAUCCCUGUACGUCUUGGCUCUGAUCCUCUCACCCCCUCCAGCCCCGGGCAACUACUGAUUUAUUUUGUCCCUAUUGAUUUCCCUGUUCCAGACACUUCACAUAUAAAUGGAAUCAUACGAUACAUGAUCCUUUGUGACUGACUUCUUUAACUUAGCAGAAUGAUUUCAGACUUUCUCUUGUGGUAUGUAUCAGUGCUUCACCUCUCUCUCUCUCUCUCUCUCUUUUUAAAGAUUAAAAAAUGUAAUGUACAAAGAACUAGCAUUGUUCCUUUUAUUGGGUAGAUGUCUUGGAGAAUCCACGCAAGGAGUCUCACUCAGUCUAACCUGACGAAGCCUACAUCCUUAGUGGACUGAUGGGAAGACUGGCAGCAUCUCUGGAGGCUGUAUCUGUGGAUCAGACCAUGUCGGUUUGAGCUGAUGGGGCAGAAAUCAGGAACCCUGGCUGAAUUCUUGCGGGUAGCUCCAGCAGAGCAGCUGCUGACCUCUCUUGCUCUCAUUAGUGCAAUGUAGGCAAAAGACCUUCAUCUCCUUUCAUUACCAAAUAACACUAUAUUAUGUGGAUAUAGCACUUUGAAUUUCUCUGUUCAUCAGCUGAAGGACAUU
Callorhinus ursinus (northern fur seal) is the source of this 4813-nucleotide messenger RNA. It is a transcript of the gene HELB, whose product is annotated as DNA helicase B. The record is from RefSeq and is a predicted model, not a curated record. Gene Ontology annotation, molecular function: protein binding; single-stranded DNA helicase activity. Gene Ontology annotation, biological process: negative regulation of double-strand break repair via homologous recombination. NCBI's taxonomy places the organism in Eukaryota, Metazoa, Chordata, Mammalia, Carnivora, Otariidae.